This is a messenger RNA of Diospyros lotus (date-plum), 3140 nucleotides long. RefSeq names its product sodium/calcium exchanger NCL. Gene Ontology annotation, biological process: intracellular calcium ion homeostasis; calcium ion transmembrane transport. Gene Ontology annotation, molecular function: calcium:proton antiporter activity; calcium ion binding. Gene Ontology annotation, cellular component: membrane. NCBI's taxonomy places the organism in Eukaryota, Viridiplantae, Streptophyta, Magnoliopsida, Ericales, Ebenaceae. Bases 587 to 2350 code for a protein of 587 amino acids. The transcript is spliced from 7 exons. The record is from RefSeq and is a predicted model, not a curated record.
AUGAAGAUGAAUUCUUUUGGCUAAGGCAAAGCUAUUGAUCCGAUCAGAAUGACGAUAAAAACGAUAACGGAGGGAGAAGACGAAGAACACGAAGGUGAAACAUUCCUCGACAACUUGCGUUUUUCAAUUCAUUAGUAGCAGAAGAAGGAUAAUUAGGGUUAAGAAGCGUGGUUUGACUGACCAUUUCAAAUCCUCAAGAUCUUGAUCCCUGUGAUUUAGAUAUAUUUAUCAUUUUAAAAUCAAGAAAGAGACUCAAACUCGCGAUUUUGAUUACGUGCUAAUCUCACCAGCUCCGCCGAGCACGUCAGCUUCCAGAUUUGACAACUACAAUGCCGCGCUGACUAUUUUCAAUGAGCAAUGGCGGCAAUUUUACAGGAAAUCCACGAGUGGAUUGAAUCAGUCGGCGCUUCACCGUUGCCUUUUUCUCGGUCUUUCUCGCUCCUUUAAGAGUUUUCUAAUCUUAAUCAAAGUCUAUCCGUUUACCAGCCGGCGCUUACGGGGAUCUCACGGGUAAAGUACAAUUUUAUGUAGAAUGGAUAAAUAUAUAGAACUUUCUCGCAUAUGCCGCUGCACAGACUAACUGAAGAUGAGAAGUGAAAGGCGAGUAUUCGGCGGCUUCCUCUCCGCCGCCCUAGCUUUAAUUAUCUUGGCCGGCGUAGCCCACGGGCGGCGCGUGAGCGAGGGUUCUUCGUCGCUGACGCCGCCGGAUCUCAUCUCCGACGGCGUCCGGGAUGGUGGAUUCGGGGGCUGGCCGCUCCGGCUUGAGGGAUUGGAGUUGGAGGCGCCGGAGGGGGAGGCGUGCGAACAGACGUACGGCUUCAUGCCUUGCACAACUACCGUGCUCGGUAACCUCUUCCUGAUUUUGGUCUACGGCUACCUCAUGUUCCUUGCCGCCACUUACCUAUCCAGCGGCAGCGAGCUCUUGCUCGAGAUUCUUGGACCUGGUAUCGUCGGCGGCCUAUUUCUCCCCAUUCUUGGAGCUCUUCCCGAUGCUAUGCUUAUUCUCGUAUCUGGACUCUCUGGAAGCACAGAAACUGCUCAAAGCCAGGUCUCAGUUGGAAUGGGCUUGCUAGCUGGGUCUACGGUUAUGCUUCUUACAGUAAUAUGGGGAACUUGUGUAGUAGUUGGCAAGUGUGAUCUCCAUGGUUCAGUGGCAAAAGAUGGAGAAGAUACAAAGGGAUUUAGCUUAACUGGUUCUGGUGUCUCUACUGACAUUUGGACUAGUUAUGCUGCAAGAAUCAUGGUGGUAUCUGUAAUCCCAUUCCUUCUUGUCCAAUUACCACAACUUAUGCAUUCAACUUGGGGAAGACACUUAGCAGUCCUGAUUGCACUUGUUAUUUCUCUCUUACAGCUGAUAUUAUAUUGCCUUUAUCAGGUUUUUCAGCCCCAGAUCCAGAAGAGAAGACUGGCUUAUGCAAAGCAUAAGCAUGUAAUAUCUGGAAUUCUAAGACAUCUAAAGAUGCACUCAUUAGGAAGGCUGCUUGGAGAUGAUGGCAGACCAAAUAAGGAAGUUAUAGAGAAGCUAUUUAGGAUGGUUGACGGGAACAAUGAUGGGUUUAUUUCAGCAACUGAAUUGCAGGCUUUAAUAGUAGGAAUCCGGUUGGAUGCGGUUAACGUGGAUGAAGAUGAUGCAGUCAAGAAAUUGAUGGCCGAGGUUGAUACUUCCAAUGAUAAUCAGAUUGAUUUCACAGAGUUCAUGAAUGGAAUCUCAAGAUGGCUUGAAGAGGCAAGGCGCUCUGGGGCUUCUUCUCUUGAGGCUGGUCCCGCCUCAAUGAAAUAUCUGGAUGAUUUCCAUCAGCAAACAAGGAGGGAACACGAUCUUUUGGGGGAUCAAACUGACGAAGCGGAUGAGGGUGUUGAAAAUCCUAAAUGGACCUCCUUCAAGGCAGUGCUUUUGUUGUUGCUGGGAACUUUGAUUGCAGCUGCAUUUGCAGAUCCCUUGGUUGAUGCAGUUGACAACUUCUCUGAUGCCACAAGCAUUCCUCCUUUCUUCAUCUCAUUCAUUGCGUUGCCGUUGGCUACCAAUUCUAGUGAGGCAGUGUCCGCAAUUAUCUUCGCUAGCCGGAAAAGGCUGAGAUCUGCUUCACUGACAUUUUCGGAGUUGUAUGGGGCAGUAACCAUGAACAAUGCUCUUUGCCUGUCUGUCUUCUUAGCUUUGGUUUACAUCAGGGGAUUGAUGUGGGAUUUCUCGUCAGAGGUUCUGAUCAUCUUCGUCGUCUGCCUGGUGAUGGGUGCAUUCGCCAGCUUCCGCACUACUUUCCCUCUUUGGACAGCUUCAGUGGCUUUCCUUCUCUACCCUCUCUCCUUGGCACUGGUAUAUAUUCUUGACUCUAUAUUUGGCUGGUCUUAGAUUCCAGGUGGUCCUUAGUAUUGUCAAGAGUCAAAGACUGACUACCCCUUUUUAGUUCUUUCUUUUUUUCAUUUAGUUUUGAGUGUAGGUUUCUAAAUUUUUACUCACUCACAAGUAGUAACUUCAAAAUGUUAGGCUGCGUUCUCUUUACUUUUUAAUUUUGAGUUUUGAAUUUAUUUUUAGUUUUUUGUUUUGAUAGUCUGUUUUUAGAAAAUUGAAAACGUGUUUUCUUUGUCAUUUUGAAAAACUAUUUCUCAAAACAGAAAACGUGUUCUCUUUGAAAUUUUGAAAAUAAUUUUUUAAUGAUAUUUUAUUCAAUAAAUUUGAGUACUCAGUAAAUUAAAAAUAUUUAAUGUUAAUAUAUUAUUAAAAAUAUAUAUACAUUUUAAAAUUAAUAAAUUUUAUAAUAUUUUUUCUCAUUAUAAUAAUAAAAUAUAAAUAAAUAAAUGUGUUUUGAGUUUAGAGUUUGUUUUGGAUGAAAACACUCAAAACAAUUUUUUGUUUUGAGUUUUCUUUACAAUUUUUUUUUUUUGUUUUCAAAAAUAUAUUUUUAAAAACAAUGAAGAGAACGCGCUUUCAUUAUUUUAGAAAAUCGAAAAUUAAAAAUAACUUGAAAACAGUAAAGAGAACGCAAUCUUAAUUUUUCUAGAUCCAUAAAAAGCCGUCCCUGAUGUUGGACUACUCUAAUGUAUCGCUGUCCAGGCAAUGGAAUUCAGCCUGUCUUAUUCUUUCUUUUCUCCUUUGUUGGAUCUUUGAUAUCGCAAUAUGAUGUUUUUCCAUUAUUUCUAAA